GGACCUGGGCGAGCAGUGGCGACGGCGGCGGCCCGAGGGGUCAGUACCAGCGGGGCGGCUCGCACGCUCAGAACGACUGCGCUCUCUCCCUCAGCCCCCGUCUCUCCUCGGAGGAAAUAGAUCCCAAGGAAAGACUUCCAUUAGUAAUUUAAUCAGUGCAAGCGACAUUAAGGAACUAUGGAUGUAGAAAAUGAGCAAAUACUGAAUGUAAACCCUGCAGAUCCUGAUAAUUUAAGCGACUCUCUCUUUUCCGGUGAUGAAGAAAAUGCUGGGACUGAAGAAAUAAAAAAUGAGAUAAAUGGAAAUUGGAUUUCGGCAUCCUCCAUUAAUGAAGCUAGAAUUAAUGCCAAGGCAAAAAGGCGCCUGAGGAAAAACUCAUCCCGGGACUCUGGCAGAGGCGAUUCAGUCAGUGAUAAUGGAAGUGAAGCCCUUCGAAGUGGAGUAACUGUACCAACCAGUCCAAAGGGAAGGUUGCUAGAUAGGCGAUCUAGAUCUGGCAAAGGAAGGGGACUACCAAAGAAAGGUGGUGCAGGAGGCAAAGGUGUCUGGGGUACACCUGGACAGGUAUAUGAUGUGGAGGAGGUAGAUGUGAAAGAUCCUAACUAUGAUGAUGACCAGGAGAACUGUGUUUAUGAAACUGUAGUUUUGCCUUUGGAUGAAACAGCAUUUGAGAAGACUUUAACACCAAUCAUACAAGAAUAUUUUGAGCAUGGAGAUACUAAUGAAGUUGCGGAAAUGCUGAGAGAUUUAAAUCUUGGUGAAAUGAAAAGUGGAGUACCAGUGUUGGCAGUGUCCUUGGCAUUGGAGGGAAAGGCUAGUCAUAGAGAAAUGACAUCUAAGCUUCUUUCUGACCUUUGUGGGACAGUAAUGAGCACAAAUGAUGUAGAAAAAUCAUUUGACAAAUUAUUGAAGGAUCUACCUGAAUUGGCAUUGGAUACUCCUAGAGCACCACAGUUGGUGGGCCAGUUUAUUGCUAGAGCUGUUGGAGAUGGAAUUUUAUGUAAUACCUAUAUUGAUAGUUACAAAGGAACUGUAGAUUGUGUACAGGCUAGAGCUGCUCUGGACAAGGCUACUGUACUCCUGAGUAUGUCUAAAGGUGGAAAGCGCAAAGACAGUGUGUGGGGUUCUGGAGGUGGGCAGCAGUCUGUUAAUCACCUUGUUAAAGAGAUUGAUAUGCUGCUGAAAGAGUAUUUACUCUCUGGAGACAUAUCUGAAGCUGAACAUUGCCUUAAGGAACUGGAAGUACCUCAUUUUCACCAUGAGCUUGUAUAUGAAGCCAUUGUAAUGGUUUUAGAGUCAACUGGAGAAAGUACAUUUAAGAUGAUUUUGGAUUUAUUAAAAUCUCUUUGGAAAUCUUCUACCAUUACUCUGGACCAAAUGAAAAGAGGUUAUGAGAGAAUUUACAAUGAAAUUCCAGACAUUAAUCUGGAUGUUCCACAUUCAUACUCUGUGCUUGAACGAUUUGUAGAAGAAUGUUUUCAGGCUGGAAUAAUUUCCAAACAACUCAGAGAUCUUUGUCCUUCAAGGGGCAGAAAACGUUUUGUAAGUGAAGGAGACGGAGGUCGUCUUAAACCAGAGAGCUACUGAAUAUAAGAACUCUUACAGUCUUAGAUGUUAUUAAAAAAAAUAUAAAUAUAUCUGAAUUGUAAGAGUUGUUAGCACA
Molecule: messenger RNA, 1663 nt
Organism: Lontra canadensis (Northern American river otter)
Lineage: Eukaryota; Metazoa; Chordata; Mammalia; Carnivora; Mustelidae
Gene: PDCD4
Product: programmed cell death 4
Exons: 12
Coding region: 178-1587 (469 amino acids)
Biological process (GO): negative regulation of DNA-templated transcription
Cellular component (GO): nucleus; cytosol
Source: RefSeq, a predicted model, not a curated record